This is a messenger RNA of Bursaphelenchus okinawaensis, 600 nucleotides long. The record is from the annotation of a GenBank genome assembly. Lineage: Eukaryota; Metazoa; Nematoda; Chromadorea; Rhabditida; Aphelenchoididae.
AUGUCAAGGAACAACAAAGGAGCUGGUGAUGGAAAGAAAUUGACUUACAAGGAAAAGAGCUCAAUAACAUAUGUUCAGAACAACGAUCCACCAUUUUUGAGAAAGAUCAAAGAAAAAUUUGGAUACCAAGAGCCCACAGUAGAGGACAAAGUAAGUUUACUGACUUCUUUAAUUGUAUGUUUUAGUUCUUCGAAGAAGGAGGCGAAGAUUCAGAAGAAAGCCCCGGAUUCAGCGGGGAUCCAGAUGACAUUCGGAAUUUGAAAAAGGAAGAUCGGCCACAAAUCGUCGUACUGAACCCAGAAAAACACGUCUCUGAAGUUGAACUUGAUGAAGAGGUAAAGAAGAAGCGAGAGGAAGAAGACAGUAAGUAAUUGCUUGGACUAGAAUCUUAUAAAUGCUUCUUUUAUAAACAAACCCCAAUGUAUAAUAUUUUCAGAAGAGAAAAUCGAAAAAGGCAUGAUAACAUUCAAGAAGCCUGUGAAACGUGCAGCUGCAGAAGAUGAGAAUACAACGACAGAUGAAAAGAAGAAGAAAGAAGAUACCACUAAACAAGUCAUACAAAGUCGUCUAUUGUCUUUUGGAGAUGAAGAAGAUGAGUAA